CAUUAAUGACGACGUCGUUUUAUUGAUUCCCUAGGGACAUGGUAGAUAUAUUUAUAGGGAUAGAAAUUAAUAACCAAGUCAAGAAGCUAGUUAUUUAAAGAUCACACAAAAUGAUAGUAAAAGUAUGUUGUGCUGCCAUAGUAAUUACUCUGUUUGUGUGUGCAUGGAGAGUGCUGAAUUGGAUUUGGUUCACUCCAAAGAAGUUGGAGAAGUUGUUGAGAAAACAAGGUCUAAAAGGGAAUUCUUACAGAAUAUUGUAUGGGGACAUGAAAGAACUUUCUGGGAUGGUUAAGGAAGCUACCUCAAAGCCUAUGAAUCUGUCUGAUGAUGAUGUAGCCCCAAGAAUGAUGCCUUUCUUUCUUGAAACCAUCAAGAAAUAUGGGAAAAAAUCUUUUAUAUGGUUGGGUCCAAGGCCACAAAUACUAAUCAUGGACCCUCAGCUUGUGAAGGAAGUACUCUCCAAAACCUAUGUGUAUCAAAAGCCUCGUGGAAAUCCAUUAGCAGCAUUAUUGGUACAAGGACUAGUAAGCUAUGAGGAAGACAAAUGGGCCAAACAUAGAAAACUCAUCAAUCCCGCAUUCCAUCUAGAGAAGUUAAAGCAUAUGCUUCCAGCUUUUUACUUGAGCUGUAGUGAGAUGCUGAGCAAAUGGGAAGACGCUGUUCCAGUUGAAGGCUCACAUGAGAUUGAUGUAUGGCCUCAUCUUCAGCAAUUGAGUUGUGAUGUAAUCUCUCGAACAGCUUUUGGGAGUAGUUAUGAAGAAGGUAGAAAGAUAUUUGAACUUCAAAAGGAACAAGCUCAGCAUUUUCUCGAAUCUGUACGAUCAGUUUAUAUCCCAGGCUGGAGAUUUUUGCCAACAAAGAGGAACAGAAGAAUGAAGGAAAUAAACAAGGAUGUUCGGUCCGCAAUUCGAGGUAUUAUUGAUAAAAGAUUGAAGGCAAUGGAAGCAGGGGAUGCCGAUAAUGAGGAUCUAUUGGGCAUAUUGCUGGAAUCUAAUUUUAAAGAAAUCGAACAGCAUAGAAACAAGGACUUUGGGAUGAGCAUCGAAGAAGUCAUCGAAGAAUGCAAGCUAUUCUAUUUUGCUGGCCAAGAAACUACAUCAGUGUUGCUCCUAUGGACUAUGGUGUUGUUGAGCAGGUAUCAAGAUUGGCAGACACGGGCCAGAGAGGAGGUGCUGCAAGUCUUUGGGAAUCAGAAACCAGAUUUUGAUGGACUAAAUCGUCUAAAAGUUGUGACGAUGAUCUUGUACGAGUCAUUACGGCUAUACCCCCCAGGAAUAACAAUAAGUCGGCGAGCUAACGAAGACAUUGUAUUAGGAGGAUUGUCUCUACCAGCUGGCUCACUAGUCUCUUUGCCUAUACUCUUAUUACAUCAUGAUAAAGAAAUAUGGGGUGAAGAUGCAAACAAGUUCAAUCCAGAGAGAUUUAAAGGAGGACUAUCAAGUGCAACAAAGGGUCAAGUCACAUAUUUUCCAUUUGCUUGGGGUCCCAGAAUAUGCAUUGGACAAAAUUUUGCCAUGUUAGAAGCAAAGAUGGCUUUGUCCAUGAUCCUACAAAGCUUCUCUUUUGAACUUUCUCCAUCUUAUGCACACGCCCCUCGGUCCAUAGUAACCAUUCAGCCUCAGUAUGGUGCUCCGCUUAUUUUCCACAAACUGUAAGAGGGACUAUCACUGGGUAUGGUCUGCAUACACUUUACCCUUCCCAAACCCUACAUUGUGAGAUUUCACUGUGUGUACGUUGUUGUUGUUGUUGUAAGAGGACUAUCAAGUGUAACAAAGGGUCUAGUCACAUAUUUUCCAUUUGCUUGGGGUCCUAGAAUAUGCAUUGGACAAAAUUUUGCCAUGUUAGAAGCAAAGAUGGAUUUGCCCAUGACCCUACAAAGCUUCUCUUUUGAACUUUCUCCAUCUCAUGCACACGCCUCUCGGUCCAUAGUAACCAUUCAGCCUCAGUAUGGUGCUCUGCUUUGUGAGAGGUGUCUUGUAAUAUACUAGAGUUUAUUCAAACUCAGUUAUGGCGUGGAGUUAUAAUAUUAGAUAUGGGUUCGGAUGAACUCAAUAACCUUUGCUUAAAUCUUGUAUUUGUAUUAUAAGAAACACAUUAGAUA
Molecule: messenger RNA, 2101 nt
Organism: Lycium barbarum (goji berry)
Lineage: Eukaryota; Viridiplantae; Streptophyta; Magnoliopsida; Solanales; Solanaceae
Product: cytochrome P450 CYP72A219-like
Exons: 5
Coding region: 111-1655 (514 amino acids)
Molecular function (GO): iron ion binding; monooxygenase activity; oxidoreductase activity, acting on paired donors, with incorporation or reduction of molecular oxygen
Source: RefSeq, a predicted model, not a curated record